This is a messenger RNA of Corticium candelabrum, 404 nucleotides long. RefSeq names its product peptidyl-prolyl cis-trans isomerase NIMA-interacting 4-like. The transcript is spliced from 5 exons. Gene Ontology annotation, molecular function: DNA binding; peptidyl-prolyl cis-trans isomerase activity. The record is from RefSeq and is a predicted model, not a curated record. Gene Ontology annotation, cellular component: nucleus. The coding region runs from base 10 to 393 and encodes 127 amino acids. Gene Ontology annotation, biological process: rRNA processing. NCBI's taxonomy places the organism in Eukaryota, Metazoa, Porifera, Homoscleromorpha, Homosclerophorida, Plakinidae.
AUAAAAGCAAUGCCCAAAGCAAAAGGAAACAGCACUGCAAAAGCAGCCAAGAAAGGCUCAUCUGGCAGCGAAGCAGCAGCCUCUAAACCUUCAGGAGGAGGAAAUUCUGUCAAGGUGCGUCACGUUUUGUGCGAAAAGCAUUCAAAAGCGAUGGAGGCGAUGGAAAAGCUUCGUAGCGGUUCCAAGUUUGACGAAGUGGCAGCUCAGUAUAGUGAAGACAAAGCGAGGCGAGGAGGUGACUUGGGAUGGAUGGUGCGAGGAUCGAUGGUUGGCCCAUUUCAAGACGCCGCUUUCGCCCUCCAACCAAGCACGCCGGCAAAGCCCAUAUACACAGAUCCUCCAGUAAAAACUAAAUUUGGAUAUCACAUUAUCAUGAUAGAAGGAAAGAAAUGAUAACAUUUAGA